Molecule: messenger RNA, 463 nt
Organism: Paramecium sonneborni
Lineage: Eukaryota; Ciliophora; Oligohymenophorea; Peniculida; Parameciidae
Source: the annotation of a GenBank genome assembly
AAUGAGUGCAUAAAUUAAUGAUUUAUUGAAGAAUCAAACUAUCUACUAUUAAAAAUCCCAUCUCCUCAAAAAACCUCGCAAUCAAUAGAAUAAGUUAAUAAAGAAGGCUUUAAUACAAGAUAGUAUAAAUUAACCUUCACAUCCAAUUAAUAAUCUAAUUAAGAACCAAGAAGUUUUUGUUCCUUUCCUCAAUGAAAGGAAUUCUCUUGGACAAUUACUUAAAAAACCUCUAUUAGAUAGAGAUAAUAAAAACAAGUAAUUAAUUAAACCUUCACUCAAAAUUCCAAAAAAUUAAUAACUUUGUACCUUCCUUCAUAUCUAACCUCUCACCACUAAUAGAUCUUAUGGAUAGAAAACUAAAACCCAAUCAACAACUGAUUCAUUUUACUCUUUUUUUACACUUCAUAAAUACAAUUCUAACUUUCUAUUAAAGCAUAAAUUUAGUGAACCAUUAAGUUAAUGA